GAAGUGUUGUCCCCCUAACUAGUGAACCCGACCCACCUCGUUACCGCAGUGAAUCAGAGCACCUUUUAAAGAUGAUGCGUGUUUGAGAACGGGAAUCAGCGCGUCUUGUAAACAUUUUCCUCUUCAUCCGUCCCACUUCCCUCCCGCAUCAUUCAAGGGACAAAUAAGAAUGCUUUUGUCGUAACCAGAAAGUGGGCUGUUCAGGCGUUUUUUCCUACUUAAUUUCGGACGUCUCCUUCUCAACCUCUUUCUCUUACCUCCUUCGCUGCCGAACGGAGCAUACAAGGGUAGACUACCCACCUUUCUGCUCUGAUGUGUUCGGUUAAAUGAUCCGUGACAUCAUUGCUCCACGUUAAGACACAGGGUUAAUACAGAAGACCUACCUGGGAAAGCGUCUCCAAAGGAAUUACGUGCAAGGGAAGAGCCAGACUUCAAAAAACAAGAAUAGAAAUGUCCCUGCCCCGACUGCUGUGUACCAUCUGUCUAUUGGCCGCACAGUUCUCCAGCAUUGGCAGCAACCCCUCAGAUGAUGCACGGCUACUGCAGGUGACCAUCCUCAAGUUCCCGCCGGCGUCCGCCAUCCUGGGCGGCUCGCUCAUGCUCCCGUGCCUGGUGUCGCUGUCGCAACCCCCACCAACCACCUCCACCACGGGCCGCCAUGCCGUGCUCACCCAGCCGCGCGUCAAGUGGAGCCUGCUGUCCGCCGAGAAGGAGACAGAGAUCCUGGUGGCUCGCGGGGACCGCGUCAAGGUGAGCGAGGCCUACAAAGGGCGGGCGUCUCUGCCUAACUACGAGGCGUCACCGGCGGACCUGACGCUGCAGCUGGACGAGCUGCUCUACAACGAUACGGGCUUCUACCGCUGUGAGGUGCAACAGGGGCUGGAGGACGCGCACGACCUUGUCCAGAUCAAAGUCAAAGGUGUCGUGUUUCACUACCGACAUGCCUCCAGUCGCUACACCUUCUCCUUUGAUCAGGCGCAGGAUGCCUGUGAGGACAUAGGGGCCCAGAUCGCCACCCCCGAGCAGCUCCUGGCUGCCUACAACAGCGGUUACGAGCAGUGCGAUGCAGGCUGGCUCUCUGAUGGCUCGGUCAGGUAUCCUAUUCAAAUGCCACGAGAAGGUUGCUUCGGGGACAUGGAUGGAGAGCCAGGUGUCAGGAAUUACGGAAUGCUGGACCCAGAUGAGCUCUAUGAUGUUUACUGUUAUGUAGAGAACAUUCGAGGGGAGGUCUUCCACCCAUCCAUGCCCCAGCAGUUGACUUUACCCGAGGCCAAAGCGUACUGUGCACAGCAAGGUGCAGAACUGGCCACCACAGCCCAGCUCUACGCAGCCUGGAACGAUGGCCUGAACCACUGUAGUCCUGGAUGGCUGGCAGACGGUAGUGUUCGCUAUCCCAUCGUGACGCCACGCGAACGCUGUGGUGGCUCGGAACCCGGAGUCAAGACCGUUUAUCGCUACAGCAACCAAACAGGAUUCCCAGGGCCCAAUGCGCUUCAUGACGUCUACUGCUUCAAAGGCAAUAGAGACACUCAGACGGUAUCGCCAAUCGACUACAUGGCCACGGAGGCUGAGAAUCUGGGCCAGGGCAUCGUCACCGUGUCAGACCCCCUGGAGGAGUUCAGCAUGGCCCAAGUGACAAAACGAGAGGAGAAUGAGGCCCAGGGUGCCGUUGAGUCCUUUCCAGUUCUCACUAAAUCGCUCCCAGGACUGGGCAGGGGGAUCGACACUCCUCCCACCAGGCUUCCCCCUGAGCUUGGCACCCUCGUCCGCGAUCCAUUCAGCCCCACGACACCUGCACCUUUCAACGCGGACACUUUCUCUACCCAUGAUCCCUGGCUCCACAGGGGGAACCCGGUCACCAACCCCAUUGAUUUCGAGUCUGUGCCUGAAGAGUUCAGAGAGACCAGUGAGACUACAACGCACAAAGGAACGGACUCUGGCAGUGAAACCAAUCAAACUCCGCAGUAUGUCACAACUGAGCAUGAUCACGACGAAAACCAUUCGGGAGAGGAGGACUCCGUGGUGCUCUACAAAACCGGAGGCACCACAAGUGCACCUAAAACAACCAUGAGGUCUAGGCUGUCAACCCUGCAGUAUGAGGUUUUAGGAGAGGUCCAUGAGACCACGGUGAAGAACCACCUGGAAUCAGCCGACCCAUCGAAAUCUCAGAUCGAUGAGGACACAGACCAGACCAGCUAUGAAAUCGUUCUUCUGCCAGAGGCCACGACUGUAACCGCCAAUUCCUUUGAAGAAAAUGAAACUUCAGAGCCAACAUUGGAUUAUGGUGUAACAGAGGAUCACACAGACUCUACCUUCUUCCAAAACACAGAGCUUCCAUCCGUCGACCCCACCACACCUCAUGACCUUACUGAAUCCGAAGACACGGAAGGAACUCAUAGCACACCCGCAGGUGAUGAUCAGGAACUGACCGAUUCCCCUGAUGAGGAGGAGGAGGACCAGGUCUCCGUCCAGACGGCCCACACCACCCAGCCGUCCAUCGUGGAAGUGACCACCCUCUCAGCCCCAACAGAGGCUUCUGGCGAUGGGGACAUCGAGGAGGUGACUCUGCCCGGGUUCACCACCCCAGGGGAAGGAGAGGAGGAGUACGAGUCAGAGAGCGAGACGGAGACUGGGGAGACCGGAGUCGCUGCCUCAGUGGAGUCUGCAGAGCUGGUCACCUUCACGCCUGAGGACGUAGACUACCACACGUCUGACGGCCAGACCGACGGAACAGCAGGCUUUGAUCAGGAGCAGUCUAGUUCACCAUCUCCAUAUUCACCUACCACAGUAGACUUGGUGGAGCAGGAGCAGGAGGCAAGCGUGACUUCAGAAGAGUCGGUUUUGUUUGCAACCGGUCAGGACGGAGACUAUGACUCUGUGAGCCUGACGCCCAACACCAUAGCAAGUGUGACAGAGGAGGAAGAGGGAGGCUCCGGUGAUGGAGGCUCGGGGGCACACGCCCACACCACCACCGUCACCGAUGGCCACGACGACGACGACAUCAUCACGGUUACUCUUUUGACCUCUCCGGUGCCCUACACGCUGGCCACGCCGGUGGACGUCCGGAGGAUGGUGGAGGUGGCCUCGGGCACCCCGCGUCUCCUUGACGUCUACAUACCAGAGAGGACCACGCUGUCGGCCCUGGGGGUGACCUUAGAGGACCUUGAGAAGGUCGAGCAAGAGGGCCUGGGCGAAACCCCUGACGUCCUGUACACCACGACUCCUCAGCACUUCUCAGAGACUGCUACGACGAGCCACGAUGGAAGCGGUGACGACGGACACAAGUCUGAAGAAGAUUAUGAUGAGGAGGAGGAAUCAGAGCAAUUAACGUCUGUACCUGUUCUGGCAGGUUACCCACAAACCAGAACCACCAUUGCCCCUCCACUGGACCACACUGACAGUGAGGAUGGAAACCUCACCACCAUUUUCGAGGACACCAACACCACAGACGUUGCAGAUACCCUUGACUCCUCUGAAGCUCUGGAGACCUCUACCACCACUGACGUACCCCACACCACAGACAUGCACACCACAGACGUUGCAGAUACCCUUGACUCCUCUGAAGCUCUGGAGACCUCUUCCACCACUGAUGUACAUCACACCACAGACAUCCACACCACAGACAUCCACACCACAGACAGUGCUGCAGAUACCCCUGACUCCUCUGAGGCUCUGGAGACCUCUACCACCACUGACGUACAUCACACCACAGCCAUUGGUGAUGCCAUUGACUCCACAGAAGCACUGGAGGCCCCUACCACCACCACCACUGAGGUACCCCACACCACAGACAUCCACGCCACAGACAGUUCUGCUGAUACCCUUGACUCCUCUGAAGCAGCGGAGACCUUUACCACCACUGACGUACCCCACAACACACACAUUGCCGACCCUGUUGACUCCACAGAAACACUGGAGGCCCCUACCACCACUGACGUUCCCCACACAAAGUUGGAGGUCACCUUGCUUCCCGGGGUGACGCUGAGCACAGCUUGGGAAACCUCUCCCAUCUCCUCCACGUUCCCUCAGGAGUCACGCACUGACCUGGCGUACCACAGCACCUCCACACGAGGGGGUGAGGAACUCAGCGAGGACUCGUCCGAGACAGACUCCACCACCACGGCCCCGCUGAUCACCACCACCACCAUUGGGGAGGAGUCGGGUGAGGAGGUCCAGAGCCCCACCACCACCACCACAUUACCCCUAUCAGGGAACAUGGACCUGGAUGACUUCUCCACAACCGCCUCCAUCUCCAAAGAGCAAGAGGAGGAGGAGGUGGAGGAGGUGGAGGAGGAGGUGACGGCGGCACCCACGCAGCCCGUUAUCCCCCGGACGCUGCCGUCUGAUAGGCCCGUGAUCGUCAGGACGGGGAACCUCUCAGAUGCCUGCUCGAGGAACCCAUGUGCCAAUGGUGGCACGUGUGUAGACCAUGGGUCCGUUGCCAAGUGUCUGUGCCUGCCAACCUACGGAGGGGAUUUCUGCCAGAUAGACAUGGAGCACUGCGAGCCGGGCUGGGAGAAGUUCCAGGGCUUCUGCUACCGGCACUUUGUGAAGCGGCAGAGCUGGGAGGUGGCGGAGCAGCAUUGCCGUAUGUGCGGAGGCCACUUGGUGUCAGUCAUGAGCCCCGAGGAGCAGGACUUCAUCAAUGAUAGGUACAGGGAGUACCAAUGGACGGGGCUAAAUGACAGGACCAUUGAGGGAGACUUCCGCUGGUCCGACGGAAACCCUCUGCUCUAUGAGAACUGGUACCGUGGGCAGCCGGAUAGCUACUUCCUCUCCGGUGAGAACUGUGUAGUGAUGGUGUGGCAUGACGAUGGCCGCUGGAGUGACGUGCCCUGCAACUACCACCUGGCCUACACCUGCAAGAAGGGCAUCUCCUUCUGUGCACAGCCACCGAGAAUCCUGAAUGCUAAGAUGUUUGGCAAGAGGCGUCUCCGCUAUGAGACCAAUGCCAAGGUGCGAUACUACUGCGAUGCAGGCUACAUCCAGAGGCAGAACCCUGUUAUCAAGUGCCUCCCCAACGGACAGUGGGAGGACCCCCAGAUCACCUGCACAUCAGCCUCAGCCCAGUCUACAGCAACCACGCCAUCUUCUGUGGCUGGGGGCAGGAUGGUCGAGGAAUCAACAACAGUCGUGGACUCGCCACAGUUUUGGGAAAUCAAGUGGGGCUUCUGAGACACCACAAAUGGACUUCCUCAUGAAUUCAUGAACCACAUAAUCCAUAAUCAUUAUCAUCAAGACGUUACCAUCUGCCACUGACGUACAACCGUCAUCCAUCAAGUUAUUAUAAGAGAUCACGAAAAUUGCACAAGGGGUUGUUGUUGCAUCACCAGCAAAUGUACGGACCAUGUGUUAAAAAAAAAAGAAAAAAGUUUAUUUUAUUGACACGGAAUUCCAAAGUUGUUCGGAAUUCUAAGCUCUAAGUCACAACACAGCAAUUAGGGACCACUUGUUUGCUACAUGUAAUUUCUUCAAUGAUGUAACAGAGGUACAACGUUUCAUAGCAUCUCACAAAGACUAUUUUCUUUUCCUCUAACCUUGACUGCCAUACCGGUGCUAAGGCAAUGUUUGCCAUGCUGAUACAGCCCAAGGUGUGUGCACGAGCUUUAAAACCCCCAGCUGGUGCACCACUUAUAAACGUACGUGUAUAUCUUCUUUUCAUUCCAGUCCAGACUUAGGGUGCAAGCAGGCGAAAGAACCGAAUGAAAGAGUACCCCAUAGUUUUGAGCCUCGUGGUUCCUAGUAAUGAUAGCAUCAAUAGUGUUCUCAAAUGUCUUCUGACUAUGCUGGGCCCUUUAGAACCAUCCUACCCUUCUAACUUGAUGUCCCUAUUACCAGCGCCUUUUGACAGUCUGUUUUUUUUAAAACCCGAACCCCCCUUUUCCCCUCUCCUUCUCGUCCCCUUUAUUUGGUGCUGUUCUAUAGGUCUGUCACAGGCUACGACUAUGGGCAAGUCUACUGCUGCACAGACAGCAGAGUCACUGUUGUGUGGAUAUUGUUGAUGUUGUUGUUGUUGUUGUUGUUGACGAUAAUGAAUUUGUUGUUAUUGUUGUUAUCUAAAUGUUAUGUCCGUAGAUGGGUUUCAAAAAGUCUAAAUGAAAAAGGAAUUACAUAAAAUGCACUCGUUUUUCUCUCACACAGAGAUGUUUCUUGCGAACACCAUGGCACAUUUUUAAUGACUUUGACAAGCACAUUUCCGUAUUCUGUUCCAUGUAACAGAGCUGUUUACCAGACAGUUCUGGUAAAGAAAAGAAAGCAGUAUUAUUACUGUGUUUUUCCACUAUCCCUCUUUCUGCAAUGCUUUGACAUUUUAAACCCAUUUUAUGGUUAAGGUGAGAUGAGUAAAAAAAAAAGACAAAAUAAACACCUAACACUCAUUUUAAGCUUUCCUUGACAUACUUACAGGUAGGCCUACGUAAGAAAAACCUAACUCACUCAUAGAUUAUUGUAUUUUUAGUUCACAAACUUAAUUCUUUAGAUUCUUCAGCACUUUUUUCAACCAUGCAAUACAUUUGAAUGUGUUAUGGGUAUUUAUUUUCAUACCCAAUAUGAAAAGUAUUUGUGAAUAUUUGUGUAAGAAACUUGGCCAUAUGUUUUUUUUUUCUCUUCUUCUUCAAAGGUUAAUAUGCAGUCAGCAGGGCGCUGUGCGGACAUAUUAAUAAAGAUGUGACUGUUGUGAGCUGUGCUCUAGUCACAUCGUAGCUGGCUUGUAACUUUUGAGUCUUUAGUGCAAUUCUAACCAGCCCAAGCCAUGAAGGUGCCAUCUGGUCUAUGGCACCCAGCGCCUAUUAUCACACCACCUGUUCUAGGAUCUCAGAGCCGAAUAAAAUAAAAUAAAAUAAAGCAAGUUAUCUUUAUACUAACUGCAUUGGCAAUGUUCUUGUUUCAUGAACACAAGCAUUAUUGGAGCUAAAAGGUGAAAGAUAAAAACAAACAUCUGUGGCCUUUUUAUGGACAUGUUUCAAAAUCACAAUACUUUACCAUAUAAUACAUUGCCUGCUAUGUUACAUACAAUACUUCAUCAUUCCAAUGCCUAUGGGCAUUAACAUGCAUCCAUUCAGUUUUACUUAUGAUACAGGAUUAAAAUAUGAUUCAUCUCACCCCUUAUUUCAGAAUAGAAAAACAAUGACAGACAGCAUAUGUCUAUAAAUGGUCAGAUGAGAUUGAGAUGCCUGUGAAGGCUUAACAGUUACUACAUCAUUAUGUCAAAAGGACAGAGGCCAAAAUCCCUAGUCAUGCAUCUAGAAGCUCGCAAAUUAAUCCCUCCAGACCACAUUUGUGGCUGGACAUUUUGAUUAGCUACGUAUAUAGCACAAUGCCUUCAAACAAAGUGACCCUAAGCCAGCUGUGGAGGGGAGUAUUAACAAGAUUUAAAACUGACACGACAAAUGAAUUUUUCAAUAUCACAUCUUGACAUAUUUUGGACUUUUGUUCACUAGGGGCCCCUGUGGCAGGUGGGGGGCCCUAGGCUGCCGCCAUAUCUAGCCUCUGCAUUAAUCCAGUCCUCCCUACUGAAUUAUUACACUAUCUAUUUAACAACUCUACUUAUUUGUUUCCAGUAUAUGAGUUUGGUUAUUUUGAAAUAACAGAGAAGCAGAUAAAUGGUUUGGCUUCCAAUAUGCACAACUUAAACCAUCACAGCAUUUGACGAAUUCUAAUGCUAUCGUAGUUCCGAAGGUGUGUCAUCUUACCAGCAUAAAAAACUUGCUGUACAUACCUGUUUGUUGUAAUACAAAAGAAAUCCUUACAGAUUAUGACUGAUUAUUAAAUUGUGUUACCAAUACAAUACAACACACCUGUGCUGUGAGUCUGCGCUCAAAGAGACUGAAGAUUCUGUGAGAAGGAGGAUGGUUGUCAGACAUUAGUUGCACAGUGUCUUCUUGUCUUCUUGACUUUCUUGUCCUUCAAAAAGAGGCCAAUAUGCUUUGAUUUGUUUUUGUUUUGUCCGUC
Engraulis encrasicolus (European anchovy) is the source of this 7950-nucleotide messenger RNA. It is a transcript of the gene bcan, whose product is annotated as brevican. Gene Ontology annotation, cellular component: perineuronal net; synapse. Lineage: Eukaryota; Metazoa; Chordata; Actinopteri; Clupeiformes; Engraulidae. Gene Ontology annotation, biological process: cell adhesion; skeletal system development; glial cell differentiation. The transcript has 15 exons. Gene Ontology annotation, molecular function: hyaluronic acid binding. The coding region runs from base 451 to 5175 and encodes 1574 amino acids. The record is from RefSeq and is a predicted model, not a curated record.